UCGUCGAAGCAAGUGAUGGCGACGAGCUCCAGUGGCGGUGGCAAUGGCGAUGGGGAUCGGCCAUGGCAAUCCUACCACACCGUAUACACCAACGCCAAAGCAGGCAUGGAUGGAGUUGACAAGGAGAGAGUGCAAAAGAUAGUGUAUGAAAUGAGCAAAGGUUCCAAAUAUUUUGAGAAUGAGAAACGUAAAGAGGCAACAAUAAAUCAGAAAAUAGAGGAUCUAAGGGCUCAAUGUGUAUUACUUACAGAUGAGCAAAUCUCCUUUUAUCAGACGGUUGCUGAUAAACGAAUUAUUGAUUUGGAGGCUUCGCGUGAUCUCUCAAAAACUUGGCUGCAUUCUGACAUGGAUGCUUUCUAUGCUGCUGUUGAGACUUUAGAAAAUCCAUCACUGAAAGGGAAACCAUUGGCUGUAGGUAGCAUGUCUAUGUUAUGUACUGCAAAUUAUGAGGCACGAAAAUUUGGGGUUCGUGCAGCAAUGCCUGGUUUUAUUGCACGCAAAUUAUGUCCUGACCUAAUUGUUGUACCUCCUAAUUUUCAGAAGUACACUUAUUACAGUGAAUUGACAAGAAAAGUUUUUUCUAACUAUGAUGCUGAUUUUAUUGCAACGAGCCUUGAUGAAGCAUAUGUUAAUAUAACUGAUAUCUGCAAUGACAAAAGUGUUAGCAGUGAACAAAUUGCUAGUGAACUCAGGAACACUAUUUAUGAGCAAACUGGUCUUACAUGUAGUGUUGGUGUGGCACCAAACCGCUUACUUGCCAAGGUAUGCUCAGAUAUUAACAAGCCCAAUGGGCAGUUUAUCUUACCGAAUGAUUAUAAAGCUAUCAUGACCUUCAUAUCAUCACUUCCAAUAAGAAAGGUGGGUGGUAUUGGUAAGGUGACUGAACAUUUACUAAGAGAUGUGCUUGGCAUCAAUACAUGUGAGCAGAUGCUGCAAAAGAGUGCUUACCUCUGUGCACUGUUUUCAGAACAUUCAACUGAUUUUUUCCUUUCAAUUGGACUUGGCUUAGGGGGCACUGAUACUCCUCAACAUAAGUUGCGCAAGAGUAUGAGCUGUGAGCGAACAUUUUCUGCAACUGAAGAUGAGUCAGCCCUUUUUCAGAAAUUGGCUGAUAUUGCUGAAGCACUAUCAAAUGAUAUGCAUGAAGAAGGCCUUUGUGGAAGAACACUGACAUUGAAGCUGAAGACUUCAUCUUUUGAGGUACGAACAAGAGCCACAUCUCUGCAAACUUAUAUCCAUUCAAAGGAAGACAUUCUAGCGCAUGCUUCAAAGUUGCUAAAGGCAGAGCUGCCUCUUUCUUUGAGGUUGAUGGGCUUGCGCAUGUCACAAUUUUAUGAUGUCAAACCUGGUCGUCAUGACCCGAUGCAGAAGACUCUGAAAAACUUUAUCAUCAAAGAUGCCUCUCAAAGCACUUCAUGCAGUUCAUAUAGUAGUGAUCAGCAUCUCAGGAAUGGUGCAAAUAUAGAUCCUUCAGCUGCCGAGGAAAGUUGUUUAUCGAAAUUUGAAAGUGGUCAUCUCAUGGCUGUGUGCGAACCUGAAGACUACCAACAAUCCAAUCAGAUUGCUCCUGUAAAAGUAUGCAGACCUGGCAAUGAUGCAAGUGGAAUAAAGGACAAUGCUGAUGAGUGUGUACCUCAGGUCCACGCAGAUAAUGAAGGGAGAAGCAAUCCAGAAGAAUCUCUAACCAAUCAAAAUGGGAAAAUGUUAUGGUGGAUAGAUGAUUACAUUUGUUCGGUUUGCGGGGCUGAACUACCCCAAUGUUUCAUAGAGGAACGACAGGAACACUCGGACUACCAUUUAGCAGAGAUGCUUCAGAAAGAGGAAUCCCUGAAUAACAGGAGAGGACUUCUACAGAGGGAAAGGCCUGUUGUUAGUUUGGUAGGCAAGAUCAGCCCAGUCGGAGAUGUUGCUCGGAAAAAGCAGAAAACCUCCAAAGGGAAGUUCAUACCCAUUGAUGCAUUUUUUAACAGAUAUAAGAAAGAUUGAUAAAUUACCAUUCUGUAAAUUAUGUUGCAUAGUUUAUAACUUUAUAUUAUGUGUAAAAAGUGUAUAUAGGGGUUGUUUUCUUUGAGGUAGAGUUGUAACAAGUGAAUUUGCAUGCAAGUAAUGUUCCUUUUUUAAUUUAAAUCGGUUUUAGAUUCAAGCUCUCCA
Molecule: messenger RNA, 2151 nt
Organism: Dioscorea cayenensis subsp. rotundata (Guinea yam)
Lineage: Eukaryota; Viridiplantae; Streptophyta; Magnoliopsida; Dioscoreales; Dioscoreaceae
Product: DNA polymerase kappa
Exons: 14
Coding region: 16-1986 (656 amino acids)
Biological process (GO): error-prone translesion synthesis
Cellular component (GO): nucleus
Molecular function (GO): damaged DNA binding; DNA-directed DNA polymerase activity
Source: RefSeq, a predicted model, not a curated record